ACUACAGGCGCAAAUCCACAACACAAACAACAAUGAAAGAAGAAAAGCAAUCAUUUCGAAACCCAAACCCUAAACAAUCCAAACCCCAUCAUGUGAGUCAUAUCGGCGGAUUGCCGAUCGAGUUUCCGCACCAGCCGUACGGUUCACAGCUUGCCUACAUGAGCAAAGUAAUCGCGACGCUUGAUCGAGCGCAACGGGACGGCCAUUUUCACGCUUUACUUGAAUCCCCAACUGGUACUGGAAAGUCAUUGUCUUUGCUUUGUUCCGUUCUUGCUUGGCAGAAGAAUCAUAAGCUGAAAUAUUCUGCUGUUUAUGGUGAUCUUAAUCACUCGAAACCUGAUCCCGAGGCCUUCGUUGACCCGCUCGGGCACGGUGGUGGGUUUGUUCCUCAAGUGGAACCCUCAGCUAAUAUGAUGCCUACUCUUACCGAGACAAACAAUACAAAGCAGAAGAAAAAGAAAGGCCCUGUUAUCUACUAUUGCACGAGGACACAUUCACAGAUUAGUCAAGUGAUAGGCGAAUUUCGGAAAACAAAUUACCAUGCGCCUAUGGCUGUUUUGGGAUCUAGAAAACGCUACUGCACCAAUGCUAAAGUUCGUGAUCAAGAUAAUAUAGAUGAGAAAUGCAAGCUACUUCUCAAAGAGUUAAAAAUAAAGAAAGUUGGCUGCCGAGAAUUUGUGAAUGCACCGAAGAUCCGGGCCCACCCUUCUCUCAGAAAAGGCGGCACCCAUGAAGUUCAUGAUAUUGAAGAUCUUUUAAAAGUUGGAGAGAUGGUAGAAGGCUGCCCAUAUUUUGCAUCUCAAGACAUGGCUGAAGUGGCAGAUAUUGUAUUUUGCCCAUACAACUAUAUAAUCAACCCACAAAUCCGGAAAGCAAUGGACAUAAAGAUUAAAGGAAAUAUUAUCAUUCUUGAUGAGGCUCAUAACAUAGAGGACAUAGCACGGGAUGCUGCUAGUAUAGAUGUUGAAGAAGAUAUUCUUUAUCAAUUACUCAGGGAACUUGAAGAUCUCUCACAAAGUUAUCGAGUUGCACCAGCUGACCAAGUAGAGAUUUACAGGCCUUUACAUGAAAUGAUGGAGGGCAUUUUGGGUUGGAUCAGGCAGAGGAAAAAAUCACUCGGGAAGCAUAGUUUUCAACAUAAUGCAUCAUGUUGGGCUGCUGAUAAAGCUGUAAAAGAACUUCAAGAAGCAAACGUAUCAAAGCAGUGCUUCCCAAGCUUACAAGAUUGUGCCACAAGGGCGAUUGGAAUUGCCACAGAAGCAGACCCAGAGGUUGAUCACUUAAGUGGCAUGCCUUGCACGGUAUUAGAAGGCCUAUUUUCUUCGCUUACCUACUUUUUCUCUGAAGAUGGGGCACACAUCUGUGAUUAUCUGCUUGCAUUGCAAUGUCAUACCAAAAGUGGUGCUGGAAUCACUGAUGAUGACUGGCCCUGUACUUUUAGUCUGUGGUGUUUAAAUCCAGCUCUUGUUUUCAAGAAUAUUGCUGACAGUUCUCUUUCAGUGAUUUUAACGUCUGGGACUUUGUCACCAAUGAACUCAUUCCAAUCUGAACUUGGGGUUCAGUUCGGAAACUCUCUUGAGGCUCCACAUGUUAUUAAUGUUGAUUCACAGCUAUGGGCUGGUGUGAUCCACAGUGGGCCAGAUAAUUACCCACUGAAUGCAAGUUACAAAACAUCAGAAGGCUAUGAUUUCCAAGAUGCACUUGGCACAUCUCUGGAAGAAAUAUGCAAAGUUGUCCCAGAUGGAUGCUUGGUAUUUUUCCCGAGCUAUAAACUUAUGGACAAAUUACGCAGUCGUUGGUCUCAAACAGGUCAAUGGUCUCGCUUGAAUGCACAGAAACCUGUUUUUGUUGAGCCAAGAGGAGGCCAGGAGGAUUUUGAGCAAUUACUUAAAGAUUAUUAUGACACAAUUCGUCAUGGCAAUAAACCCACGAAUGGAAGGAGAAGAACUAAAAAGUGGGAUGCUAAUUGUACUAAUGCAACAAAGAGCAAAGGGAAUUCUAUGAAGGGAGCUACAUUUCUUGCUGUCUGUCGAGGAAAGGUCUCAGAAGGAAUUGACUUCUCUGAUGAAAAUGCUCGAGCGGUUAUAAUUGUAGGGAUCCCUUUUCCAAAUGUGACUGAUAUGCAAGUAGCUGAAAAGAAGAAAUACAAUGAUAGACAUAAAUCAUCUAAAAGCCUUCUUAGUGGCAGCGACUGGUACUGCCAGCAAGCUUUUCGAGCACUUAAUCAGGCAGCAGGCCGUUGCAUCCGACACAGGUUGGACUAUGGAGCCAUAAUAUUCUUAGAUGAGCGUUUCCGCCAAGAAAGAAAUUUAACUUACAUUUCAAAGUGGAUAAGGAAAUCCAUUAGAGAGUAUGAUGAUUUUGGUCAAUCAUUAGAGGGAUUAAAGUCAUUUUUCAGAGGCAUUAAGGUUGAGAAUGAUGCAAGUUCUAUGCAGCCAAUUGAUGUUAAAGCUAUUGACUUGGAGGAGCCAAGUAAUUGGUUCACAGACAUGAAGAACCACACGGUCACUAAGUCCAACCUAAGAGGACAAAAAUUCGUUUCAAAUGAAGUCGCGGCACCUGAAAAGCGGAACCAGACAGAAUCUAAGUGUCAGGAAAAAAGGGCAGCCAAUAAGUCAUAUUGGUACAGGUGUUCUUUACCACCAUUAUCUCCUAAUGAUUAUGAGGUAUCGGUUGUCAAGGAAACCCCAGUGAAUGGUAGCAGUGUUGCUAAUGCCUUGUCAGUUCCUGAUAAUGACUAUGAGCCAUUCACUGUGAAGGAAACACCAAUCAAGGAAACUUGUCCUAUUACUUAUGAAUCUGUCUCUGACGAUGAGUUCUCUAAUUCAACCAUAAUCCAAACCAAGCUUCAAGAUCAGCAGUUACCACAUUCAUUUUCAUCCCCUUGCUCUACUUCUACUUCUGAAUGCAUGAAUGGAUUUGUCACUCCUAGAAAAGAGCAUAUAUCUCAUAAUAGAUCACCGUUAUAUUCUAGUGUCAAUUCACAUGCUCAUAAAAGAAGAAAGUCUUCAGCCUCUGUGCUGGUUAAAAUGGAGCAGUGUGGUUCUCCUAAUCUUAUAACUCCAACUGAAGUCAUGAAGUUUGGUGUUCCUCGAUCCUGCACUCUGGAUAGAUCAGAUAUAUCAUCCAUAACUAGUGGUGAUGUGAUGAAGAAAGAUCUAAGAAUUUCAUGCUCACUUUGCCGAAAUUCCUUAGGACUAGAGGAAAAUAAUUAUAUUAUUUCUUCUUCAUUGAUGUCAUUAUCUAAGGUGCACCUGACAUCUCUUUGGAAAGGAACGUUGGAGGAGCCAGCAGAGGGUCCUACAAGUAUACCAGUUGUGGUAACUGACAUUACAUUGGUUGAUAGGAGAAUAUGGGAAAGAAGUCCAGAAGGUAGUAUUGGACAAGGAAUAUGGAGUAAAGAAGAUGGUUGUGUAUAUAAUACAAUUUUCUGCAGUGGCUGCAGCAAUCAAGACAAUUGCCUUGGUUUGCAUGUGGUUGCAACCGAUUCAUCUAAUGUGCAGUUCCUAAACAAGGUGCUCUUAUAUUCCAACAAACUUGAAAUGCAGCAUAUUGAUUCAUUAACGAAUAAGGAACUCUCGCCCUCUUGUGCUACGAGUGGGACUGAAACCACAGCACAUCCAUUUGACAAAUUUGCAUAUGUUCCACAAGAAACAAACUCCUUAGGAUGGCGAUCCACAAAAUCGAGGAUGCGACUACCCAAAAAGGCUCAAAGUUCGACUGCAAAAUAUUGACGCCUGUAAAUCCGGAAUUAGGCUAUAUCCGUUUUCUUGACAUUAGACAGAGUAGAGUUAUGUAUGGUUUUUGUAUAGAUUGAUUGAGCCUCAAAUAGGCCGUUGGAAUAAUGUAUUGGGGAGAUUUUGGUUCUAUAUGCUAAUUUCUAGUCAUUAACUAUUCUUGUUC
This is a messenger RNA of Erigeron canadensis, 3903 nucleotides long. Its product is annotated as regulator of telomere elongation helicase 1 homolog. Gene Ontology annotation, cellular component: nucleus. The transcript is spliced from 28 exons. Lineage: Eukaryota; Viridiplantae; Streptophyta; Magnoliopsida; Asterales; Asteraceae. Gene Ontology annotation, molecular function: hydrolase activity, acting on acid anhydrides, in phosphorus-containing anhydrides; ATP binding; DNA helicase activity. The record is from RefSeq and is a predicted model, not a curated record. Gene Ontology annotation, biological process: double-strand break repair involved in meiotic recombination; nucleotide-excision repair. Bases 33 to 3734 code for a protein of 1233 amino acids.